GACAGACGGCUGAGCGCCAGAGAGAGCAGAGAGGAAGGAGGAACGGCUGCAGAAAAGAUACACGAGGACAAAAUCAGAGAAAAUCGGAGAAAAGAUGCUUCCACAGCUGCUUCUCAUCUCACUGCUGGGGUCCACAUGGACUACAGUAACUGGACUGCAUUGUGCUCAGACGUUUCCUUCUCAGCCACCUCCUUCAACUGUUAGCAGUGUUAGGCCCUCAGACGUGGCUGUGCUUUCCCCUAUUGGACUUCACAUGCACAGCACUGAGCUGUCCACAGUGGUAUCAAGACUCAGAGAGCUGAUGACCCUAUUCAAUCCUGCGCUGAUCAGUACACUCUCAGAUGAAACAACCUUGAACGGCCCUCAGUUCGUUCAACAAAGCUCACUGGUGGAGCAGGCAAAGGAAGUAAACAUCUAUCUCCAGAACAACCAGGUCAUUGAUGUGGAUAGAGACUGGAAGCUGGUGCUUCUUUUUGUUCAGGUGGAUCAGCUCUGUGCCUGCAAGCAGCAGCAGGUUCAGUCUGUUAUCCAGUCAGUGGUUGAAGAGGUGGAUGAAGCUCUGCAGCUGCUGCGCUCUCAGCUAAAGCGGACCAUCGUCAGCGUUGCAUUGUGGGAUGGAGAGCACAAUGCUUUCCAAAAGAUGUGCCCAUGCAUGGAAACAAACCGUGAAGGGGAAGUCAGACUUUUGAGGGCCACGCUCACUCAAUCUCUGCAGGAGUCCUUGGAUGAGCUGAUGGUGAAGAAACGCUGGUACAGUGACAGAGAUGACUUCACCGUCACUCUGCAGGACAAACCUUUCAUCACAGACCUGUCAUCUGUUGCUAGUGGGAAGCCUCUUUCUGAGUCAGAAGCUGCACAGCAAACUGAUAAACUGAUGGUGCAGAUGUGGGCAAACCUGGUGAGGCCUACAGCAAUCUCUUGCUCUCUACACAUGCUGUAUAUACACAAACAUAUAGGGUCAUUGUUCGCUCUGAGGCAAACAUGAAAACAAUGAGUUUUCUGUCUUUCAGCAUGCAGCCCACAG
Messenger RNA from Lates calcarifer (barramundi perch), 1024 nucleotides. RefSeq names its product phospholipase B1, membrane-associated. NCBI's taxonomy places the organism in Eukaryota, Metazoa, Chordata, Actinopteri, Centropomidae. The record is from RefSeq and is a predicted model, not a curated record. Gene Ontology annotation, molecular function: glycerophospholipase activity. Gene Ontology annotation, biological process: phospholipid metabolic process. Bases 95 to 985 code for a protein of 296 amino acids. The transcript is spliced from 12 exons.